AUGUAUGCAAGCCGGCCAUCUCAUCCCGGAUAUACCCUCGGCCACAAUCCGAUUUCACAGCACAUUCCCCUCAUGCCGACGCAUGUGGGACUUACGGAGGAAAUGCAUUUCGGCUCUCACUUCUCGUAUUCCCACUCCAACAUGCCUUCAUACGAACUUCCUGGUCAGUGCACCACUACCACUGCUUCGUCUGACUACUACUCAGCGUACAACCAAUCAGUGGAAAUGGGACUGGAGUUCAGCUCAGACAAGCAGGACAACCGAGGCCUGCAAUCACGACCCGCUUGCAGCUCCUUUGCCCUGCUCUCGGGGGCCGACUGUGUCACGGUGGGCUCCGUCACCGCCCCCACCACCACCAGCACCGCCUACGUAUCGCCAACCUCACCGAGGAUGAAGGAGAAGUCUAAGAACGCGGCGCGAACAAGGAGGGAGAAGGAGAACACUGAAUUCUGUGAGCUCGCCAAGUUGCUACCUUUGCCAGGCGCUAUCACCGCGCAAUUGGACAAGGCCUCUGUCAUUCGACUCACUACCAGUUAUCUCAAGAUACGUGCAGUAUACCCAGAGGGUGAGUUGUCAUUCUGA
Messenger RNA from Spirometra erinaceieuropaei, 582 nucleotides. The record is from the annotation of a GenBank genome assembly. Lineage: Eukaryota; Metazoa; Platyhelminthes; Cestoda; Diphyllobothriidea; Diphyllobothriidae.